AUGGGCACUCUUCAAGUAGAAACUCCAUAUCCAAACACUCCAAAGCAAGAAGAAGCAAAAGAAGAAGACAGCGAUGACGUGUCCCCCAUAGAAGAAGUCCGUCUAACCGUAACCAACAGUGACGACCCGACCCUACCCGUAUGGACCUUCCGUAUGUGGUUCUUGGGCCUCCUCUCUUGUGGGCUCCUCUCUUUCAUCAACCAAUUCUUCGCCUACCGAACCGAGCCACUUGUCGUGACCCAGAUCACCGUCCAGGUGGCAACCCUACCCAUCGGCCAUUUCCUGGCCGCGAUCUUGCCGGGUCGUGGGUUUCGGGUCCCCGGGUUCGGGUCGAGAAGGUUCUCAUUAAACCCGGGCCCGUUUAACAUGAAGGAGCACGUGCUGAUAUCGAUUUUUGCUAAUGCGGGUAGUGCGUUUGGUAACGGGUCGGCUUAUGCGGUGGGGAUUGUGACUAUCGUGAAGGCGUUUUAUGGAAGGAAUAUUUCUUUCUUGGCUGGUAUUGGGAUAUGGCUGGGCCGGGCUCUUGAGAAAGUAUGUGAUCGAACCGGCCCAUAUGUGGUGGCCUGGCACCCUGGUUCAAGUUUCCCUCUUCAGGGCCUUGCACGAAAAAGAUGACAGACGCAUGUCGAGGGCUAAGUUUUUCCUGAUUGCACUAAUCUGCAGCUUUUCUUGGUACGUAGUGCCGGGUUAUCUAUUCCCCACUCUCAGUAGCAUCUCAUGGCUAUGUUGGACAUUCUCAAAGUCAGUCACGGCCCAACAGAUUGGGUCGGGCCUAAGAGGUCUGGGCCUUGGGGCCUUAACAUUAGAUUGGACAGUUGUAGCAUCUUUCUUGUUCAGCCCACUCGUAUGUCCCUUCUUUGCCAUUAUGAAUGUCUUAGCGGGUUAUGCACUGAUAAUCUACAUAGUGCUCCCUAUAGCCUACUGGGGAUUCGACUUAUACGGUGCAAGCAAAUUCCCGAUUUUCUCCUCACACUUGUUCACAGCUCAAGGUCAGAAAUAUAAUAUAUCUGCGAUUGUGAAUGACAAAUUCGAGCUGGAUAUGGAGAGAUACAAUGAGCAGGGCAGAAUACAUCUCAGCAUGUUCUUUGCUUUGACAUAUGGGUUCGGCUUUGCAACUAUUGCAUCCACUAUGACGCAUGUAGGAUGUUUCUAUGGGAGAGAAAUCUACUCGAGAUUCCGUGCUUCAUACAAGGGAAAAGAAGAUAUCCACACAAGGCUUAUGCGCAGAUACAAGGACAUACCGUCAUGGUGGUUUCAGAUAUUACUGGUAGUGACACUUGCAGCUUCUUUAAUACUCUGCAUCUUCUUAAACGACCAGGUUCAGAUGCCAUGGUGGGGACUCGUAUUUGCCAGCCUCAUUGCCUUUAUUUUCACACUCCCAAUCAGCAUCAUUACAGCCACAACAAACCAGACACCGGGCUUAAACAUAAUCACAGAGUAUGUUAUGGGUAUCAUAUACCCGGGAAGGCCAAUUGCUAACGUCUGCUUCAAAACCUAUGGCUACAUGAGCAUGGCCCAGGCUGUCUCAUUUCUCAGUGAUUUCAAACUAGGUCACUACAUGAAGAUUCCUCCCAGAUCGAUGUUUAUAGUUCAGGUAAACAACAUUAUUCCAAUAUAGUUGCGUAUGUCGUAUAUGAUGGGUGUUCAGACUCUUCAAUAAUGUAUAAAGUUCUGGUCCCCAUUUAUUACAACAAAUCUAAGGAUGAAGUUAGGUCUAAAAUAAUUCCAAACUCUAGACAAUGUUACCAAAGUAUCUAAUAACUGAAAAGAUCACAUUUCAAGAAAAGCAAAUAAACACGUCCAGGUUACUCAUAUAAAUUGAUGGUAGGCAGGUACUCAAUUUUGGGGAGUAAAGUUACAUGCAUGUACUUGCUUUUUAAUGUAACCUUAUCAGCUAUCCUUUUCUGUCCUGUGUUUUCACCUGUGAAGCUUUAAGAAAUUAAUCAACAAAUAUAACAAUUCAUGUUUAACUGCAUCCCAUCUGUAUGAAGAAAGAAAAUAAUGUCUUCUUAGAGAAUAAAUGACAAGACUAUAAAAUCUCUAUUUUGACCAAAGGGAAAAGGGACGAAGGGAUAGGAAAGGGGGAGGAAUAAUUUUAACAAGUAUAGACAUCUUCUCUGGGUCAACACAUUUUUCACAAGGUUAGACUAGUAUUAAUACUAAUUUUUUCCCAAUAUAUUCUAUAAAGUUGUUAGCCCCUCUGUUACAUGCUUAUAAGAAUCUAUAGGUAAGAUGACAACAAUACAUCACCAAUCACUGGAUUGCCCGAUCGUACUUUCUUGCCACCUUUUCCAUAAAAAACACAUACGUUAUGUCAACAUAGGUCGUGCAUACAACUCCAGAGAGAAAAUGAAAAAAAUAUUUCUUCUAAUACUUAAACAAACCACUCACCACUUUACGUAGAUGUUUGGAGUACAACAAUAGGGCAGAAUUCACUCCUUGAAAGUUAUUCUGGGUCAUAACGUUUUUACAACCUUGUGCACUUAUCCUUAUCAUCUAACCAUGCUUCCAACUGCUCUAUAGUUCUUAGGCACAAUCAUCGCCGGAACAGUCAACAUUGGUGUGGCGUGGUGGCAGCUUACAACUAUCACCAACAUAUGCCAAGACGAACUCCUUCCACCAGACAGCCCAUGGACAUGCCCAGGAGAUAGAGUCUUCUUCGAUGCAUCAGUCAUAUGGGGUUUAGUCGGACCCAGAAGAAUUUUCGGAAGUCAAGGAAAUUACAGUUCAAUGAACUGGUUCUUUCUUGGCGGUGCAUUAGGGCCGAUCCUGGUUUGGGUUCUCUACAAGGCAUUUCCAAAACAAUCUUGGCUUCCACUAAUUAACCUGCCCGUACUUCUAGGGGCAACUGGUAUGAUGCCACCAGCAACACCAUUGAAUUACAAUGCCUGGAUAAUAGUCGGGACAAUUUUCAACUUUUUUGUUUUCCGUUAUCGGAAGAGCUGGUGGCAGAGGUACAACUACAUUCUGUCGGCAGCUUUAGAUGCCGGAGUAGCUUUCAUGGCAGUGGUGCUCUAUUUCUCUCUUAGCAUGGAAGGAAAAGGAAUAGAUUGGUGGGGUACGAGUGGUGAACACUGCGACUUGGCAACUUGUCCGACUGCCAAAGGGAUACAAGUUGAAGGCUGUCCGGUGCACUAAUGUAAUUGUACUUAGCGUUUUCCUCACACCUUGUUAACGAUGGCUUCUUUUUCUUUCUGUAUGUAUUCUCAAGAAUUACGAAAACAAUCCAAUGAUGGAACUUAUCAGUCGAAAGAUACUUAAGGCUGAACAUGUCCCUCAAAUACUGUACCAGUAAUCUUUUCCAGUAUAAUAUAUGGAAAUAUUAACGCCGAAUACAGAUCCCAUUUUCUUGUUAUCGGGCCUGGUCGUGUUACCAGAUCCUGGUACCAAACUCAAAAGCUUAAUGCUAUUCUAGUUUAAAAAGAAACUUAUUAGAAGUGUCAUUGUCCACCGGAAAGCACGAAACCAAGAGACUGUAUGGAGUGAACUAAAACGUCAGACACGAUCCAAGGAAAAGCAUCAAAUUCUGCCACCACUCCUCAUUUGCGGUUAUCAUUUCCACAAUUUUUAGCGAGUCGGUGAAGACUGAACUGAAAGCCACUGAUUGUACUCAUCCAUACGAAUAAUAAAGGAGCUGGAGCUUGGAGACCCUCCACCACCAUACGCCU
Messenger RNA from Striga asiatica, 3668 nucleotides. The record is from the annotation of a GenBank genome assembly. Lineage: Eukaryota; Viridiplantae; Streptophyta; Magnoliopsida; Lamiales; Orobanchaceae.